Messenger RNA from Corticium candelabrum, 1093 nucleotides. RefSeq names its product collagen alpha-2(I) chain-like. The record is from RefSeq and is a predicted model, not a curated record. Gene Ontology annotation, biological process: immune response. The coding region runs from base 86 to 1093 and encodes 335 amino acids. The transcript is spliced from 14 exons. Gene Ontology annotation, cellular component: membrane; extracellular matrix. Lineage: Eukaryota; Metazoa; Porifera; Homoscleromorpha; Homosclerophorida; Plakinidae. Gene Ontology annotation, molecular function: tumor necrosis factor receptor binding.
GUUAUCUUGUUUUCUAUUUGCUCUUAUUCUCUCUAUCGUUUGGUGCAACGGAGACUCGAGCGCUGAAGCUACAGUAUGUCCAGGCAUGAAGGGAGAACCGGGGGUUCCUGGCGUGCCGGGUCCACCGGGAAUUCGAGGUCAUGCCGGUUCUCAAGGUCCCCCAGGUGGAUUAGGUGGUACUGGAGCAAAGGGUGAGAAAGGAGACGAGGGUGCAGUUGGUUCCACAGGCAAACAAGGUCUUCCAGGCUUAACCGGUCCUCCAGGUCCACCGGGUCCACAAGGUCCUCCUGGAAAAACUGGAUCAACAGGAGCGGUGGGAGUAAUCGGUCCAGCAGGUCCACCUGGCCCACAAGGUUUACCUGGAAAGACUGGACAAGGUUCUUCUGGGCCUAGAGGUGCUAGAGGAGAAACUGGACUACCUGGUCAGAAAGGAGAUAGAGGUCCAACAGGUCCGAGGGGCAUAGAGGGACUGGAUGGCGUUCCAGGAUCUGCAGGUCCUGUUGGUACGCAAGGUCCACAUGGGCCGAAAGGAGUAAAAGGAGCCAUUGGAUUGCCCGGAGCUAAGGGAGAGGCGGGACCGCAGGGCAUCGCUGGACCAGAGAUGAGUGAAGAUGUCUUAAAUCGCUAUUUUAACCCGGUCAAGGGACUUUUACAAAGGGUACAAGGACUGGAACAGUGGAAACAACAGUGGGUGGAAAGCAAAAUGCCGGUUGCUGCUUAUAUUAGAGGAUCAUCAAGUGCAAGCCACACUAUUUCAGGUGUAAUAACGUACUGGUCGACGAGCAGUCCGUCCUUUUUGGUGGGCGGUAUCACUUACAGCAACGGAGCUCUUACAGUUCCAUCUGAUGGUCUUUACUAUAUUUACAUACAACUGUACGUCAACAAGUCCAGCGGUUAUGCGUAUCCAUCCUUGCGCGUAAAUGGUGGAAGAGUGAUGUACAUGUAUUACCAAAUGAACGGUGGAUUACGAACAAAAUACAGCGGUAUUAUUCGAAGGUUAAAGAAAGGAGAUAGCGUUGACGUAUAUGGAAAUGGAUAUACUUACUCCAUGUAUUGGCCAUACUCGUAUUUUGGUAUGUUUAAGUUGAAUUAA